Molecule: messenger RNA, 1209 nt
Organism: Prunus armeniaca (apricot)
Lineage: Eukaryota; Viridiplantae; Streptophyta; Magnoliopsida; Rosales; Rosaceae
Source: the annotation of a GenBank genome assembly
AUGGCGGAGAUCUGCUGCGGAGUAGUGAGCGAGAGUGAAACGUCAUCGAAUCCGUGCGAGCAGAGCUCACGUGCUGCAAGGCGGAGGAGGAUGGAGAUCCGACGGUACAAAUUCGUCUCCGGCGUGGCCUCACCGCCGGAAAAUGCCGAGAAACGCAAGAAAGUCGAGGCCUGCACUACGUCGGUUUCUCGCGACCUGGACAACGUCUUGGAGUGUUCCGGCUCUUCCGACGAAGAGAAAGUCGUUGCGAGCCAGAAGAUUUCGGCCAUGUGCCGGCCGUCCACUUCAUCGAACAUUCCAGAAGCUUCCACUGAGCUUCCGAAAUACGGAUUGGCUUCCGUUUGUGGAAGACGACGAGAUAUGGAGGACGCGGUGUCCAUACACCCAUCGUUUUGCCGACGCAGCCGAGAAACCGUCGGGAAAUUGCAUUACUUCGGCGUCUACGAUGGCCAUGGCUGCUCUCAUGUGGCAACGAGAUGUAGAGAGCGGUUACAUGAGCUGGUGAGAGACGAAGUGGAGAGCAUGGAGGAGUGGAGGACCGCCAUGGAGCGAAGCUUCAUGCGAAUGGACAAGGAGGUGGUUGCGUGGAGCGAAGGCGGCGGUGGGUUGAGUCAUUGCCGCUGCGAGCUUCAAACGCCCGAGUCCGAUGCUGUUGGAUCCACGGCCGUCGUCGCUGUCGUCACUCCCGAUAAGAUCGUUGUUGCCAAUUGUGGCGAUUCUAGGGCCGUGCUCUGCCGAAAUGGCAAGGCUUUUCCUCUUUCAGUUGAUCACAAGCCGGAUCGUCCAGACGAGUUGAAGCGGAUCGAGGAGGCGGGUGGCCGGGUCAUAUACUGGGAUGGUCCACGGGUUCUCGGAGUUCUCGCCAUGUCAAGAGCCAUAGGUGACAAUUAUUUGAAGCCGUACGUGAGCUGCGAGCCGGAGGUGACGAUCACGGAUCGGAGGGCGGAGGACGAGUGUUUGAUAUUGGCGAGCGAUGGCCUAUGGGACGUGGUGUCGAACGACACGGCGUGUGGGGUGGCGAGAAUGUGCCUGAGGGGGAAACGACUUGCUGCAGAGGAGGCGGAGACCGAUAGGUCGUCGUCGUCGUCGUCGUCGGACAGGGCGUGCUCCGACGCUGCGAUGCUGCUGACGAAGCUGGCAUUGGCCAGGCACAGCACUGACAACGUUAGCGUGGUCGUGGUGAAUCUGAGGCGUAACACGUGUCCUUGA